UCCGCUAUUUGUUUUCGCCAAGACCGUCUGCCUUUUUGUUCAGGAUCGAGAAUGUGGUAAUCCUAAAACGCAGCUGGACAAGAUACUGCGGUAUCAGACGAUGGGGUAGGAGUUUCGGCUUCACGCCAUGUAUCUCCCGAUUCUAAACCAAAUGCUUAUAAAACGCACCAAUUCGGGAUUCAUCCCGCGUGCUAGUGAGGAACAAGAGGCGAUAGUGAAAGAGUUCCGCGAGAUUGUUGGCACGCUCGUAAUCCUCGCCGAUCCUCUACCGGUUAAGUCACUUGCUGGUCUGCUUGGAAUUGAGGAACAAGUUAUCGGCCAUAGGCUCAGCCUGUUCAAUUCGGUCCUGAACAUUCCGUCCGACCUAACCGCGCCGGUCAAAACACUCCACCUAUCGUUCCGCGACUUCCUCGUCGACCCUAAGAACCGGGCCACCAACCCGUCCUGGGUCGACGAGGAAAUGACCUACAAGAAGCUAGUAGCCAAAUGCCUCGAGCUGCUGAGAGACUGCCUCCAAGAAGACAUCUGCAGCCUACAGAGGCCUGGGAAAUCUCGAGCAGAGGUCGACAGACAAAUUUUCCUUAAGCACUUGCCGUCUGAGAUUCAAUACGCGUGUCUCUACUGGGUCUAUCACUUGAAGCGGAACAGGCGCACAGUCCGAGACGGAGAUCAAGUACACCAUUUUCUCACGCGUUACCUCCUCUACUGGCUUAAAGUAUUGAGUCUCAUGGGUAGGAUAUCAGAAAGCAUAGGAUUAAUAGACGACUUACAGAGUGUAACGGAUGUAAGUUAGCCACCGAUGCCGUACGCUAGCGCUCGCUGACGAAUCAUCCAGCCGGAAACAGGCGUCAAUAUCUCGAAAUUCCUUCAUAAUGCAAAGCGUUUCAUCUUCAACUGUCGCUCAGUGA
Messenger RNA from Neurospora tetraspora, 908 nucleotides. RefSeq lists its product as uncharacterized. The record is from RefSeq and is a predicted model, not a curated record. Lineage: Eukaryota; Fungi; Ascomycota; Sordariomycetes; Sordariales; Sordariaceae. The transcript has a single exon. Bases 128 to 793 code for a protein of 221 amino acids.